AUGAUGACAUCAUCGUAUCGUCGUGAUCGAUCACAUUCACCAUAUAAUAAUAACAACAAUAAUGAUCAUGAAGAAAAUGGCUGUCGUAUUCAUGUUGCUGAUCUUUCAUCGAAAUGUACUAAACGUGAAAUAGAAAAAGCAUUUGAUAAAUGGCCAUUAAUUGAAGUAUGGCAUGCCAAAGCAUCAUGUUUUGCUUUUGUUGUUCUGCGUCAUCGCGAAGAUGGGCAACGAGCCAUCAGCGAACUCGACGGCAGAUGUAUUGGUGAUGCACGUAUUCGAGUUUCUUUAGCUCGACCACGAACACGUGGUGGUAGUGAUCGAAGAAAUUUUGAUCCAAAUAUGCGAUGUUAUCAAUGUGGUUCUCGAGGUCAUUUUAGUCGAGACUGUGGUAAUGAUCAACGAAAUUUUAAAAGAAAUGAGAAUGGAUAUCGAUCACGUUCAGGUGAUCGUCAUCGUGAACGUUCAUAUUCACGAUCUCGUUCUCGAUCACCAUUUCGGCGAGUUACUCGAGAUAAUCGCCGUUAUAGUCCUCGACGAACAUCAUCUUAUUAUGAAUCUCGAGAGAAUGGAUCUGGCUAUUAUACAAGUCCACCUCGAAUGUGA
Molecule: messenger RNA, 603 nt
Organism: Adineta steineri
Lineage: Eukaryota; Metazoa; Rotifera; Eurotatoria; Adinetida; Adinetidae
Source: the annotation of a GenBank genome assembly